Molecule: messenger RNA, 1785 nt
Organism: Penicillium egyptiacum
Lineage: Eukaryota; Fungi; Ascomycota; Eurotiomycetes; Eurotiales; Aspergillaceae
Source: the annotation of a GenBank genome assembly
AUGGAUCUCAUUCCAAGUGCCUUUAUGGCACGUCCGUUGAAGAUUGUUGUUAUCGGUGCUGGUAUUUCGGGGAUCCAGUUCGCACAUGAUGCGACCACUUUAUUAUCAGGUGUCGAUCUUGAAAUCUACGACAGAAAUCCUUCCCUAGGGGGUACAUGGUAUGAGAAUCGGUAUCCAGGAUGCACUUGCGAUGUGCCUUCCCACACCUACCAGUUCAAUUGGGCACCUAAUCCCUCAUGGUCAUCGCUCUAUCCUCCAGCUCCCGAGAUUCACAGAUACUUGGAGGAUGUGGUUGAUAGGCACAAUCUCCGCCGCUUCAUGACCUUCAAUACCAAAUGCGUCUUAGCGCAAUGGAACGAAGACUCCUCCAAGUGGAGAGUUGUUCUCCACGACGUGGUUUCCAGCGAAGAAAAGACCAUAUUUGCCGAUGUCUUUGUCUACGCUGUCGGGCGGUUGAACAACUACAAGUUCCCCAAGAUUGCGGGCCAAAAGACCUUCCGAGGUGUCCAAGUACAUACUGCAGACUGGCCAGCUGAUAUGACCGUUAAGGAUAAGCGCGUGGUUGUGAUUGGGAAUGGUGCAAGCGCCAUUCAGUGUGUGGCAGCUUUGCAGCCAGUUGCUUUGCAAAUAAUCAAUAUUGCGCGAGGGCCAACGUGGAUUCUCCCGCAUGCAUCGGCUGAAGAUGGUACUAUUCAGCGCGAAUACUCAACCGAACAGAAACAAGCUCUCCAGGCUUGCCCUAUGCGCUAUUAUGACUUCUGCAUCUCACUAGAGCAGAGGCUCGCCGCAAGUUUCACAGGACUGUGGAGAGGCACCAAAUCUCAAGCCAAUUUUACAUCGUUGGCACAUUCAUUCAUGAAGUCGAAGAUCACAAGCCCCGAUCUUUUGGAUGCCCUCCUACCAGAAUUCGAAGCCGGCUGCCGUCGCUUCACACCCGGUGGUCACUAUCUGGAUGCGUUGCAGAAGCCCAAUGCCGUGUACGUACAUGACUCAAUCAAAAGACUGACCGAGGGUAGCCUUAUCACCGAAUCCGGAGGAGAGUACGAGUGUGACAUAUUGGUAUACGCCACCGGAUUUGAGCCAUAUCAGCCACGGUUCCCAGUCACUGGCCGCGCUGGACGAUCACUGAGUGAAGAGUGGGACCGCGAGGGACCUUGCGAGAGUUAUAUGGCUGCGAUGGUCGCCGAGUUCCCUAACUUUUUUGGUAAGAACCUGAAUAUUUUUUGCUGGUCAUUUUGCUUAACUGGUGUAUCUUGGACAGUCUUCAACCCCCCAAUCUGCCCUGUGAAUGGAUCCGCCAUCCCCGGCAUCCAGAGAGCAAGCGACUAUAUGAUUCGAAUCUUAUCCCGACUACAGACAGACAGACUGCGAUCUGUAUCUGUGACACAACGGGCUCAACGCGCAUUUAACCAAUGGGUUCAGUCGAGAAUGCCUCAUAUGGUCUGGUCAGGACCAUGCAAAUCAUGGUACAAGAACGACAAUGGAAAGGUGAUUGUUCCCUGGCCCGGCACUGUCCUCCACUACUAUGCGGCAACCGAAAUUGUCCGCUGGGAAGACUUUGACCUAGUCUACGAGAAUCCCGAUGAGAAAUUUGCGAGUUUCGGCAAUGGUGUAACAAUGGAUGGAUUUGUGCCCAAUCAUUUUCCCUGGGUACUUCCCCCCAAUGAUAUUCAGAAGCAACGAAGGAAUGCAGAGCCGGCUUCUCUGCUCCUUACCCCAAGCAACGUGUUGUAUCGUCUGACAAGCCAACUUGCAGUUGCUUGGCGCAUGGCCGCAUCCUGGUGA